AUGGUUAUUAAUUACUUUGGUUAUCGGGAUGAUCCUCGUCUCCAGAGCCCAAGUUAUCCAAGUCACUGUCUACAUUUUUUGAGGCUUCUUGGGAAAUCUCAGUCGCCUGAGCCUACCAAAAAGUCCGCUUGGAGCAAAUUGAAUGUCCAUGUUGUUGGGGCUGGUACAGCUGGGCUUACAACUGCUAUUGCACUAGCACGCCAAAGUCAUACUGUGACUAUCCAUGAGCAGGCACAGCAAUUAUCAGAGGAUGAUGCCGGCAUCCAGAUCCCACCUAAUGCCGCUCGCCUAUUACUCAAGCUGGGACUAGGUCCCUAUCUCGAAAAAUAUGUGGCUGAGCAAGAGAAUGUAUUCCUCCGCCGGUGGCAAACUGGUAAAGUCAUCGGGCGCACAAAGAUAGGAUACGAUUUUCGACAAAAGUUCGAUGCGCCUUACUGGGUCAUUCAUCGCGCUCACUUCCAUAAAGCCAUGCAGGACAUGGCGAGGGCUUUGGGCGUGAAAAUUGAAAUGGCCUCGAAGGUUGUAUCGUACGACACUGCAGCUCCUACUCUUACACUAGAGGAUGGGACUGUUAUUCAGGCUGAUCUUAUUGUCGCCGCUGAUGGAGUCAACUCUCUGGCUAGAACAAAUAUCCCACGAGCUUUGGAGUCCACGCCUCAUAUCACGGGCUUUGCUACCUAUCGUGCAGAGAUCGAUAUUGAUCGGAUGAAGGAGGAUCCCGAACUAGCAGAGCUUGUAGACAGAUCAUCCAUGAACCUUUGGCUGGGAGAUAAUCGUCAUGUACAAACUUAUAAGAUCGGCCCAGGGAAAACAUUCCAUAUGGUUAUGAGUUAUCCAGAUGACUCGGCUGGUAUGGAGGACAGCAACGCCGACCCAGUGACUGCUCUUCUUCAUAUGCGACAAGAGUUCACUGGCUGGGACCCACUGUUGACCAAGAUCAUCAAUAUGGUCCAACAUACCAAGAAGUGUCCCAUGUACAGUGGCUCACGUCUGAAGCGUUGGGUGUCAGGCAAAUUUCUAGUCCUUGGAGACGCAGCGCACACAAUUCUGCCUUAUAUGGGGCAAGGUCCGGCAAUGGCUGUUGAAGAUGCCUUGGCUCUUGCUCACAGCCUGGGCAGACUCACCUCCAAAACACAAAUCCCCUUAGCCCUCUCAGUCUUCGAGAAAGUGCGCGUUGAACGUGCAAACCAGAUGCAGGAAGCUAGUCUUCUCAAUGGGAAGAUCUGGCAUUUCCCCGAUGGACCACUGCAGAAGGCUCGGGAUUUGGCCAUGAUGCCCGAGGUCAAGGGGCAACCCUUUUCUCACAGCCCGAAUCAGUGGAGUGAUCCGACCACGCAAAUGUGGUGCUACGGAUAUAAUACGGAGAAAGAGAUUGACCUUGAAUGGUCGAGGUACCGAGUCUAG
Messenger RNA from Penicillium malachiteum, 1404 nucleotides. RefSeq names its product FAD-dependent oxidoreductase. Gene Ontology annotation, molecular function: FAD binding; monooxygenase activity. Bases 1 to 1404 code for a protein of 467 amino acids. Gene Ontology annotation, biological process: secondary metabolite biosynthetic process. NCBI's taxonomy places the organism in Eukaryota, Fungi, Ascomycota, Eurotiomycetes, Eurotiales, Aspergillaceae. The transcript is spliced from 8 exons. The record is from RefSeq and is a predicted model, not a curated record.